AUGGAGACUACAGAUAACACAACACAACCAACCACAACAGAAGAGCAAAAGGCUACUGAAGUAGAAGAGACUACCACCACUACUACCAGCACUCCUGCAACUGAGAAUAAGGAGCAGAAAAAGCAAAACACAAAGCAUGAUAAAGAAAAGAAAAAGUAAGAGAGAUUAGCUGCUAGACAGUAAAAAACAGCCGAAGUUGAGUACAAGAAGGACCCCAACGAUAUAUCAGCUCAUCUUUUUGGUGACCUAGAACUUAACAGAUCAUAAUCAGACCCUGAGUUGAGAUAUGCUCGCACAUUCACUUAGGUUAAGGAUUUAGACGCUAGUCUUCAAGGAUAAGAGGUGUUGGUAAGAGGUAGAUUACACACAUCAAGAGCCACUGGCAAAAUGUGCUUCAUCGUAUUGAGAGAGCAAUUUGCCACUGUUUAAUCAGUUCUAUUCGUCAGUGAAAAAAUUAGCAAAGGUAUGGUUGAUUUUUCAAGAAGAAUUCCAAAAGAAUCAAUUAUUGAUCUUAAGGCGAUCGUCUCUGUUCCAGAAAAGGAGGUAUAAGGAUGUUCUCAAAAGGUUGAAUUAUAAAUCACAGAGGUUUGGGUAGUCAAUAAGUCAGUUCCUAUGCUUCCCUUCCAAUUAGAAGAUGCUAGUAGAAGAGUUGAGAAUUAGGAAGAUGAGGAGAAAGCCCCAGAAAAUAAGGAAGAGUCAAAGGAUGGCAAGAUGGCUGUUGUUGGUCAAGAUGUCAGACUCAACAAUAGAAUCAUCGAUUUAAGAGUUCCAGCUAACUAAGCCUUGAUGAGACUCCAAUCAGCUGUUGGGUUUUUGUUUAGAGAAUUCUUAUACAGCAAAGAUUUCAUUGAAAUUCACUCACCAAAACUUAUUGGAGGUACCUCAGAAGGUGGUGCUAACGUAUUCAGACUUCCAUAUUUCGACUAGGAAGCUUGCCUUGCUCAAUCCCCAUAACUUUACAAGCAAAUGGUCCUUUGUGGAGAUAUGUAAAGAGUUUUCGAAAUCGGUCCAGUCUUCAGAGCUGAAGAUUCUAACACUAACAGACAUUUGUGCGAGUUCACAGGUUUGGAUAUAGAAAUGGUUUUCAAAGAACACUACUUUGAAAUUCUUGAUUUAUUGGCUGAUCUAUUUGUUCAUAUCUUCCAAGGACUUGAGACCAGAUUUGGAAAAGAACUCGCGAUUGUUGCUGAGUAAUAUCACUUCGAACCAUUCAAGUGCAAGACUCCAGUUGUAAGACUUAACUUCAAGGAAGCUGUUCAACUUCUUGCCGAAAAUGGUCUUUUCUAAGAGCCACUUCAAGAUUUGAAUACCUAUAACGAGCAACAACUUGGAAGACUUGUGAGAGAGAAAUACGACACUGACUUCUAUAUGCUCUAUGGAUAUCCAACCAAUGCUAGACCUUUCUACACUAUGUUGGAUCCUACCGACCCUAACUACACUAACUCUUACGAUUUCUUCAUGAGAGGAGAAGAAAUCACUUCAGGCGCUCAAAGAAUCCAUGACCCAGAGUUCCUAGCUCAAAGAGCCACCGCCCACAAUAUCCCAGUAAACACUAUCCAAGAGUAUAUUGAUUCAUUCAAGUAUGGUGCUCCUCCCCACGGUGGUUGCGGUAUCGGUCUAGAGAGAGUCGUUAAGCUUUACUGCGGUAUUAGAAACAUCAGAAAGUGCUCAUUAUUCCCUAGAGACCCCAAGAGGCUAAGACCAUGA
Messenger RNA from Stylonychia lemnae, 1707 nucleotides. Lineage: Eukaryota; Ciliophora; Spirotrichea; Sporadotrichida; Oxytrichidae. The record is from the annotation of a GenBank genome assembly.